AUGGUUUCAUUUAUCUUUCUCUUCUUAUUUUCUCUUGCAACGUCGUCUUAUAUUGGUGGAUUAUGCGUUGUCGCCGAGCCUUCACAACCGAAAGAGUUUGUUUUAACUCUUGAUCAAUCCAACUUCACCCAUACGAUCAGCAAGCGUGAUUUUGUUGUCGUUGAAUUUUAUGCACCUUGGUGUAGCCACUGCAAGAAACUUGCUCCAGAGUUUGAGAAAGCGGCUGCUAUAUUGAGUAACAACGGCCCCCCGGUUACUUUGGCAACGGUUGAUGCCAAUGACGAAAAGAACAAAGAUCUCGCGAGCGAAUACGACAUAAAGGGUUUCCCGACACUCAAAAUCAUUAAAAAUGGAGGGAAAAGUGUUGAAGAUUACAAAGGACCAAGGGAUGCAGAAGGAAUAGUUGCUUACUUGAAGAAACAAACUGGACCUGCUUCUGUUGAAAUCAAAUCUACAGAAGAUGGUAAUGGUCUUAUUGAUGGAGAUAAGAUUGUUAUUGUCGGAGUGUUCCCUGAAUUGUCCGGAGAGAAGUUCAAGGCAUUUUUAGCUUUAGCGGAAAAUUUGCGUACCAAUUAUGAGUUUGCUCAUACAACAGACGCAAAACUUUUACCACGAGGUGAUUCUUCUAUCUCUGGACCUGCUAUCCGUUUAUUCAAGCCGUUUGAUGAGCUUGUAGUAGAUUUUGAGGAUUUUAAGUUGGAUGCAUUAGAGAAAUUUGUUGAGGAAGCAACCACUCCUACGGUAACUGUAUUUGAUAAUGAUCCAAAGAAUCACCCAUUUGUCGUCAAAUUCUUUAGCACUCCCAAUGCAAAGGCAAUGCUGUUUGUGAACUUCAGUAGCAAGCCAUUUGGUGAUUUUGAAGCUACAUAUCAUGAAAUUGCUAAUGAGCACAAGGGAAAGGGGAUCAGUUUUCUGAUGGGAGAUGUGGAGGCCAGUCAAGGUGCUUUCCAGUUUUUUGGACUGAAAGAAGAUCAUGUUCCUGUGAUGGUUAUAAACCACCAGAAACACAAGUAUGUGAAACCCAACGUAGAACCUCACCACCUUCACUUUUGGAUGAAGCAAUACAAGGAUGGAAAAGUUGCACCAUAUGUGAAAUCUGAACCUGUACCCGAGCCAAAUAACCAACCAGUUAAGGUGGUUGUUGCUGACAAUUUCCAUGACAUCGUUUUCAAGUCGGGAAAAAACGUUCUGUUGGAGUUCUAUGCUCCUUGGUGUGGACACUGCAAAAAGUUGGCUCCAAUUUUGAAUAAAGUUGCUUCUGCAUUUGCAAAUGAUGCUGAUGUUGUCAUUGCUAAGAUUGAUGCUACUGCAAAUGAUAUUGUACAUGAAGGCUUUGACAUUAAGGGUUACCCUACAUUGUACUUGAAGACAGCAAGUGGAAACUUGUUGCCAUAUGAUGGAAAGAGAACCAAGGAAAAGAUUAUAGAUUUCAUUAAGAAGAAUAAGGAUAAAACAGUCCAUCAUGAUUCCAGAAAGGAGGAACUGUAA
This is a messenger RNA of Cynara cardunculus var. scolymus (artichoke), 1488 nucleotides long. RefSeq names its product protein disulfide-isomerase-like. Bases 1 to 1488 code for a protein of 495 amino acids. The record is from RefSeq and is a predicted model, not a curated record. Gene Ontology annotation, cellular component: endoplasmic reticulum. Lineage: Eukaryota; Viridiplantae; Streptophyta; Magnoliopsida; Asterales; Asteraceae. The transcript has 10 exons. Gene Ontology annotation, molecular function: protein disulfide isomerase activity. Gene Ontology annotation, biological process: response to endoplasmic reticulum stress; protein folding.